Messenger RNA from Effrenium voratum, 732 nucleotides. The record is from the annotation of a GenBank genome assembly. Lineage: Eukaryota; Dinophyceae; Suessiales; Symbiodiniaceae.
AUGGCGCGGCACUGCCGCGUGGCCUGCCUGGCGUUUGUGGCCUAUGCCCUACGGUGCAUCUGCUUCGCGCGGCCCAAGCCAAUGCUCGAUCUGCGGCGCGUGCACGCUGCCGCCGGAUCCAAGGAUUUAGAUGGCCGCGUGGGCGCCGGCUUGGCGUCGGGUAUGGUGAAGGGCGUCCUCAUCGGCUCGGGGCAAUAUUUGUGGGUGAUUUGGCAGCACCUCACGGAUUGUCCUCGAACGCUGGAGGCGGACUCUACGGCACGCCAGUUGUUUUCCUCCACUGACUCGUGGAGUGGGUGGUUCCUGUCCACGGCAUCUUCAGCUUGGACCUGGAUGUUUGCAGAUGUCUCGGCCAAGCAAUCCGCGGUACAAUUCGCGUUGAAGCAGACGGUGAUCAUCUUGUGCCUGAUGUUUGUUGCACAGCUCAUCUGGAACCUCUUCAGCCAGAGACGAGGACGUAUUUCGGACACCUCAGUGGGAUUGAGAGCCUGGAAAUCAGUGAUGACGCUCUUGUGCGGCGCGCUGGCUAGUCGCUGCUUCUGCCAGCUGACGAUGUCCCAGUGCGUCAAAUCCUCCUGGACGGGUCUGCCUUACUACUCCGAGGGACACCUGCUUUGCGCGGGCGCCUCCAUCCUCAGCGGCGUCUUCGCCUGCUCCGCGCUGUCCGCGACCUUCGCCCGCUGGCACCGCCGCAAAGUCGGAGCCGGCGGAGCCGGCGGCGACUCCGCCUGA